This is a messenger RNA of Colletotrichum higginsianum IMI 349063, 1230 nucleotides long. Its product is annotated as Acetamidase/Formamidase. The transcript has 6 exons. The coding region runs from base 1 to 1230 and encodes 409 amino acids. NCBI's taxonomy places the organism in Eukaryota, Fungi, Ascomycota, Sordariomycetes, Glomerellales, Glomerellaceae. Gene Ontology annotation, molecular function: hydrolase activity, acting on carbon-nitrogen (but not peptide) bonds, in linear amides. The record is from RefSeq and is a predicted model, not a curated record.
AUGGGCAAAACUGGUAUCCGUGCCGCGAACAAGGUCAGCUUGGACAAGCCGGCUUCUGAGCAGCCUGGCCUGCAUAUCGGCAAUAAUGACUCGGCAGAUGACGUGCUCAAUGUCGACCUGACCAAGAUUCACUACCUCAGCGGGCCUUUCGAGGUUGAGGAUGCCCAGCCGGGUGACCUGCUGCUCGUCGAGAUCAUGGAUGUCCAGCCGUUCGAGGACCAUCCGUGGGGGUUCACGGGCGUGUUUGACAAGAACAACGGUGGCGGCUUUUUGGAUGAGAUUUAUCCUACCCCUGCCAAGGCCAUCUGGGAUUUUGAGGGCAUCUACUGCACCUCGCGACACAUCCCCCACGUCAAGUUCGCGGGGCUCAUCCACCCGGGCAUUCUAGGCUGCGCGCCCUCAGCCGAGGUGCUCGACACGUGGAACACGCGCGAGGGGGAACUCAUCGCCGCCAACAAGCUCGAGCGUGACGUCGCGAAGCCCCCCGAGCCCGUCAACGUCCACGCCGGCGGCGCCGACGAAGCACUCACCGAGAGGGUCGGCAAACACGGUGCCCGGACGAUUCCUGGACGGCCUGAGCACGGCGGGAACUGCGAUAUCAAGAACUUGAGCAGGGGUAGUAAGGUCUACCUACCCGUCCAUGUCGCCGGCGCCAAGUUCAGCGUUGGCGACCUACAUUUCUCCCAGGGCGACGGAGAAAUCUCCUUCUGCGGCGCCAUCGAGAUGGCGGGCGUCAUCACCAUCAACUUCAAGGUCAUUAAGAACGGCGUCGCCGACCUGGGUCUCAAAUCACCCAUCUACAUCCCCGGCCCUGUCGAGCCGCAGUUCGGCCCCGGGCGGCACAUCUAUUUCGAAGGAUUCUCUGUUGACGAGCACGGAAAGCAGCACUACCUUGACGUCACUGUCGCCUACAGGCAGACGUGUCUUCGCGUCAUCGAAUACCUUCGCCGCUUCGGCUACAGUGAUUACCAGACCUACCUCCUCAUGUCGUGUGCGCCGAUCCAGGGGCACAUCGCCGGCAUUGUCGACAUCCCCAACGCGUGUACGACCAUCGGCCUCCCAAUGGACAUUUUCGACUUUGACAUCUCGCCCGCGCUUGGCAAGGUCGAGAAGCGCGACAUGGGAAAAUGUGCUUUCGUGACGGGCGUCACCGAGGGCAAGGUCGAGAAAGGCGGGGAGAACAGCGAGCAUAGCUUCGGUGGCGGGCUGACGUAUAGAAAGAGCUCGUAG